This is a messenger RNA of Coccidioides posadasii C735 delta SOWgp, 1937 nucleotides long. Lineage: Eukaryota; Fungi; Ascomycota; Eurotiomycetes; Onygenales; Onygenaceae. The record is from RefSeq and is a predicted model, not a curated record.
GCGAAUCCCGCCGGGCAGUGGUGCCCGGGCUGCAGCAAGGGAUCCUACCAUCGAAUUGGACCUAACCGGAAAACUUCUGACCGACGACGGUCUUAAAGAAAUCAUUGACGCUCUUGUUAGCUGCAUUAAGUUCCAGGAUGAGAACUAUCCAAAUGGGGUUAUUAAGCUAACAGAACUAUCCCUUAAGGGGAAUGCUCUCACAACGACAGCCAUUGCAAGAUUGGCUAAAGUUGUGGAACUAAGCAAGUCCAGUUUGGUGAAGCUCGAUAUCUCUGAUAAUGGAAUUAGCAUUAUCAGCAAGACACAAAGAAGCAACUGGCGGAUUUUUUUGAAAUCGUUCGAGGAAUGCUACAUGCUAAAGAGCAUCGAUUUCAGCGGAAACAAAUUGGGCAGCGCGGGUUUUGAUGGUAUAUCCGAGGUCUUCCUCAAAAGCGAACUGUAUUUCAUUGUGCCGAGUCCAGCUAGAAUCCCUGAUGAGAAUGGGAAGUUGCACAGCGUCGGGGAUAAGUUGAAGUCGAUAUCAUUGAAUACGAACGGGAACGAUACUCUGCGCUUGCCAGCAGCAGGCGAAGCAAACUGUCGACGUGGAGGUAUGUCGCAUUAUAUUCGGACUAUGUCUUUGAAGACCCGCUAACCUCCGGAGUAAAAGCCGCGGAACCAAAGAAUGACGAAUUAUACGCAAGUACGAGAGGCCUUCGAUCGGUGCCAUAUUUGAACUUCGCGGGGUCUGGAAAUACCACUGCAUGUGCUUUUCACCUGUGGGGAAUGUCUAUGGUUCAUCUUGGACCUGAAGAGCUGCUUGAGUUUUUGCCGACAGGCAGAUCCAUGGUACCCCCGGGGGCUGUCCAACAUGGUAGUGGUAUAGUGUACGUGCCGAAUGAAUUUGGGCCACUCGGGCGCAGCUUACUAGCCACGGGAGAGCAAUUUGUUCGAGAACUCUCUAGAGUGGAUGACGAUAUUGAUUCUAUGACCCUUGGAGAAGACUUGGAUAGAGACGAGGUCGUCAAGGCUCGGCACACCUGCAAAAGAACUCAAGAGGAAAUGGAACGUAUCAAAUAUCGGGCAAUUCUCGAUGUCCUCACAACGGAGGGCGUACAAAGUGUGGAGCUGUGGAAUGUUGCGUUCAAAACGAUGAUCGUUGCUCGGGCUCUCCUUCUAGACGACGGAGAUAAACAGGGGUUGACCAAGGAAAGUAAUGUAACGGACAAGAUGGAUAAACCGGGCCAUAACGAUGACUCCCGUGGCAGUCCCGAACAAGCUCUAGGCCGUUGUUACCCUCAAUCAAACUCACCAUGGACCGACUUUGCACAGGAAUUUCCUUCCCUGCCUACAUCCCCCCGGAAACGAAACGAUGGGCCGGUCAAGAAUGGGAUAACGUCCCAGUCAACUUCCAAAAAAGAUAACCGCGGAUUCAAGGCGGGAUCGGGACAUUUGAGGUCGCGAGCCUGCCCUUGUGCGGAGAUGUUGGAAAUGUCGCCACAAGCCAUUUCGAGACCGGCACCUGGAGCAGUAUUUAAGCAGGUCGGUCGUUUCGGAUUGCCAAUGCGUCUAUGGACAAGAAUAAUCGUGGAGGCAAUGGACGAAAAUGAAGUCUUAAACCCCCAGCAACAAAUGCGCAUCAUUAGGUACGCGUGUGAUUGGAAUUCGGUCACACAAGAGCUUAAGAUCAAGGGAGGAACGGAGGCCGAGCAAAUCCGAAAGAUCCUUAACUCGAUGGAUUGUCUUAGUUAUUCGAAAUUUGAUUAAAUCCUGGAAAAAUAAAAUGAUAUUAAAGGGCGCUGCUUAUGAGUUCUUAAGGGUGUAAGUAGUUUAGCACAAGGCUUGAGCUUUAAACACAGACAGAAAAUGUAAGAGCUCUUAGGGUGCUCUAUGACGCUGACAGCAUACUCUUGCGCCACUCUGACUGACGGUGUCGCAUUUUGCUUUGUGCCUUGUUC